Messenger RNA from Saccostrea echinata, 1593 nucleotides. Its product is annotated as medium-chain specific acyl-CoA dehydrogenase, mitochondrial-like. Gene Ontology annotation, cellular component: mitochondrion. Gene Ontology annotation, biological process: medium-chain fatty acid catabolic process; fatty acid beta-oxidation. Gene Ontology annotation, molecular function: medium-chain fatty acyl-CoA dehydrogenase activity; flavin adenine dinucleotide binding. The record is from RefSeq and is a predicted model, not a curated record. Bases 89 to 1342 code for a protein of 417 amino acids. Lineage: Eukaryota; Metazoa; Mollusca; Bivalvia; Ostreida; Ostreidae. The transcript is spliced from 12 exons.
UUAGUGAGUUACACAAGGAUUGAAGGAAAGCCGAAAGGUUGCACUAGACUGUGAAAACUGAAUUUUGAAGAUAGUUAAAAGAAAAAAAAUGUCUUCUUUGAAGCAGCUUUCUCAGAAGUUUGGCCAUCUGUUGAGACAAAUUCCAAGAAGACAUUACACAGCUGCUGCCCAGGCUAGCGCAGGAGUUAACUUUGAAUUAUCAGACGAGCAAAAAGAGUACCAGGAAUUAGCCAGGAAGUUCAGCCGAGAAGAAAUUAUUCCAGUUGCCCCUCAUUAUGAUAAAACAGGGGAGUACCCAUGGGAUAUCAUUAAGAAGGCCCACAGUUUGGGUUUGAUCAACAUGCACAUUCCUAAAGAACAGGGGGGAUUGGAUCUUGGCAUCUUUGACACCUGUCUGGUCACAGAAGAACUUGCAUAUGGCUGUACAGGGAUUCAGACUGCUAUAGAGGCCAACUCCCUUGGGCAAAUGCCCGUUAUAAUUGCUGGGAACAAAGCUCAAAAGGACAAAUAUCUAGGUCGUAUGCUGGAAGAACCAUUAAUGUGCGCCUAUUGUGUCACAGAACCUGGAGCAGGCUCAGAUGUAGCGGGGAUCAAAACUAAAGCUGUAAAGAAAGGAAAUGAGUAUGUUAUUAAUGGUCAAAAGAUGUGGAUCACAAAUGGUGGCCAUGCUAAUUGGUAUUUUGUGUUAGCACGUACUGCCGAGGACCCCAAAACAUCAGCAGGCAAAGCUUUUACAGGGUUUAUUGUAGACAGGGACACUCCAGGACUUACUGUUGGAAGAAAGGAGUGGAAUAUGGGCCAAAGAGCAUCUGACACAAGGGGAAUAACUUUUGAAGAUGUAGUAGUUCCAGCAGAGAAUGUGCUGGGCUCCGAAGGCAUGGGAUUCAAGAUAGCAAUGGGAGCUUUUGACAAAACAAGACCUCCAGUGGCAGCAGGAGCUGUUGGGCUGGCACAAAGAGCUCUGGAUGAGGCCACAAAAUACUCUAUGGAAAGGAAAACCAUGGGAAAACUUAUCUGUGAGCACCAAGCUGUAGCAUUUAUACUGGCAGACAUGGCUAUAGGUGUGGAGACGGCCAGGCUCGCCACACAGAGGUCAGCUUGGGAGAUUGACCAAGGCAGGAGGAACACAUACUACGCCUCCAUUGCCAAGGCCUUAGCUGGCGACGUUGCCAACAAAUGUGCCACUGAUGCUGUACAGGUAUUUGGAGGAAAUGGCUUCAAUUCAGAAUAUCCAGUUGAGAAGUUAAUGAGAGAUGCUAAAAUUUAUCAGAUCUAUGAAGGCACAGCACAGAUACAGAGGGUGAUCAUUUCCAGGGAAUUAUUGGCCAAAGCCAACAGCUAAAGAAUUUUAUUACAUCUGACCAUCAUGCAGUGAAUUAUAAAAUCAUCAUUCAAUAACCUCUGACAUUAGCACAGUACAAUGCAAGUUGAUUCACUCAUUGGAGUUUCAGUGAUCUGUGAUUUGUGGGAAUUAAUAUUGUUGAUCCAUUUAAGUGCUCAGGUUUUAGAGAUGAAUUACAAAUAAAAGAUAUUAUUUAUAAUUUAGUUGAUAUAUAUACAUAAAUCUGUUGUAAAAUUAAAUCAGGAGAAGAA